CGAGUGUAUAAAUCCCAGGUGCGUCGCUCCAUCGUCGCCAUUCUCUCCCUCGUCUUCCUUCCCCCCCUCCAACACUUCCACGAUGCGUCCGAUUGGAUCGACGAUCACGGGCGGAUUGCAAGACCCCGUCCAGUUGAGGGAUUUUCUGGCAACAUCAUCCGGGCUGUACUCGCACCAUCUGAUGGAACCCCUCCAUGACGCCGUCCGCCCCCUUCUCCUCGUCAGACCUGCUGAUUUUGAUGGUUUCCCGGUCGAGCGCUUUUGCCAAACGUAGUACCCAUAUUCUACGCGUCCUGUUUCUAUUGAAUUCGCUGGAGUGAAGCUUUGCCCAUCCAACGCCUCUCCAAUGCCCUCUGUCACUGAACGGUCCUAUGUUUAGCCUGUCCCUGUACCCGGUUACGCAGCGAUCGUCGAGAGCAGACGAUUUCUGGGGUUGAUGCGCACCUCCGAGUUUGGAACAGUGAUUCAGAUGACGUGUCACACCACUGACGCUCCCCUGAACACGAACGACCAUCACUCCUUGGCCUGUUAUCUAUGGCCCCGCACGGUUUUCGGAAACCUCAAGCCACCUCGUCUUCCCAGCUCGCCUCGAGUGAUGCGCUUUUUUUCCUAUUGGCCCAGGGUACGACUCCUGUAUGUUCCGCAGCGAAGGGACCAGGGCGCGUACCUGGGAUUGAAACACGAGCUAACUGGCCGUGCGCGUCAGCUGAGGUAUGGUCGGCGGUCGAUGGGGUGAUUGGUCAAGCCAUGCAGUGGCGCCUCCAAGCGGCCGGUUUCUGCGCAUCUAGUUCCUCGUCUGGUCACCCUGGCGUGAUUCCUACAUCCAGGUGGGCCUGGUGUGGGCAGUGUCCUCGACGAUGAGAGCUUCUUCGCCGAUUUUGAGUUUGUGAUAUGGCCGCAGGUAAUUCUGUGUCUUCCUCGACCUUGGAGCACAGCCCUCCGAUGUUACACUUGGGUUGGAGCUGAACAAGGAAGCCCCGUCUGCCUUGGCAACCUGACCGCGGGAGGGCAAUCCAGGCAUUAGGCUGACGAAAUAGCAUCUGUACACCCUAGUCAGGCAAGCGGACGGCCCCCCUCAUUGCACGUUGUGUAUGCAAGAGACACGAUUCCCAGACACGAUUGGAAGCCAGCCCCGGGAGUCCCACACAGGAGGAGAAGGAACGAGUAAGAUGUACCAAAGCGGUUCAGGGCCGGCCGAUUGUGUCCAAUGGCCUGAAUUCCUGUUCGGGGCAGGGUCGUUAUCAGAAUAGCGCCGCCAGAUGUCGUUUUCCGGGGGAUGCUUGGAUCUGCUAUAAAAGGAUCAUUUAGACCGUCUGCCCAGGUCGGUUUGGUAGUCCAUUUGCCUCGUUUCGCUUUGUUUAUGUCCACCUCUUUUCUCUCUGGAUCUGAGACCAUGCCGGUGCUCCUUGAUAAUAUACAAUUCUACCACGGCCCUUCGAAGCCUGCAAAACCGCCAUAUUUUGCCUUGAACAGCAGCCAGAAAGGCUCCAAAGGUUCUAAUGCCUUGCUACCAGACGAGCAACCCGCAUUCUCUAUUGGAUGUGUCUCUUCGGCAACCGACGACCUGGCAGUGGUCCCGAUGGGGUUCGACCAUCCGGCCACUAGUACGGAGGAUAUAACGGAUCAGCAUGAGAUUGGCUCCUCUAACAUCUUUGACCUCGAACUGGCGAGGUCCUGUGGGGCGGCAAUGCCAUUGCUAUGUACACUUGACGCUAGCGACGGAGAUGCCUGUCCCUCGCUACGGGGGCUAGACUGUCACGGCCUAUAUAACUCAGCCGAAAACUCGCCUAGCGACUCUCGGUCAUUGUUUAGUGCAAACUCAAGCAGAAGCUUAGACUCGGACUGUUCAGACAUCUUCCCGAGAUCCCAACCAAGGUGCACGAGCCCUCUACGGCCUCCUCAGUCCCCUGCGAUCGCCGUUCCUCUACCAGAUUCGGCAAUCUCGCACCCUGAGAUUACGCAGUCGCAUGUAGUAGAAAAUGUUCCGUGGAGACGGAAUCAACCUUCUCCUACUCCCGCUGACGCUUGGGAUAUGCCCGAUGUGUCUACUGCAUGUAGCGAACAUUGUCCCAACACCGCGCUCUCUUCCGUCUCAUCCUGCUCAGAUGUUGCUUCUAAGAGGCGGAACGAUAUGGACCGCUACGUUCCUUCCCCAGAGGAUUAUCUAGGCAACUGUUCGCAUGAUUAUGAAGAAGCAAGGCAAACCAGAUUGAUUUCAGACUGCUCCCCCAGAACUGUGGCUGACUCAGGGCCUUCUGGACCAGUCGAUCCGCUCCUUGUUGACAUGCCCGAUUCGAUGGAGCUCGAACAAGCCAACGGGCACGAGUCCGUUAUUUCUCAUUCGAGAACGCCUAGCGUUCAAGCCUUUUUUCCCGAUCCGAGAAGAUGCAAAGGAAAGGAACAGCGAAUGCUCCGGGCAGGAAAACGAGACAGUACUCGCAACAAGUACCACACGGCUAUCGCUGUAGUUAUUCCUCCGCCACGACCUAGGCCUGUACGGAGUGUACGCCUAAAGACAAAACUUAUUCCAUCAGAUGUUAAUCGGAGCGAAGGCAGUGAAGGCCUUGGUGAUUUCUCGGACGAAGAUUUGACGAGCGAUAUAAUCCAAUCGGAACUCUCUGACGUUGAGGACUCCUUAAAGGAGAAACACGGCCUCCCAAGCACGGCCGCUCCGUGCCAUGGCCACGACACUUCUAUGGGCUCAUCGACCGGGCAUUUCGAGCAUCGAGAUAUUGUUGGGCGGGCAAUUCUUACCAUCGAGACGCAGGGAUCAGAGACCACUUUCUUCUUCACACUCAUGCCCGACAACGUCCGCUCGAGAACAUGCGUACCCGCGCAGAGAAUUCCCAACUCCUUCGAGAAGCCAGGUAGAAUUUCCAAGCGGUCUAUAAGCACAGCCCGUCCAACUCGCGGGAAGGGCAAAAGUCAGACCUAUUCAACCCACGAGAAGCACUUGCUGGUGGAACUGAAAGAGCAACGGAAGUUGACAUGGAAGGAAAUUGCGGAUCAUUUUCCUGGCCGAACUUCAUCUGCGCUGCAGGUGUAUUACUGUACCAAACUAAAUCAGCAAAGAGCUAAAAGAAGCGGUCCACGUAGUCGUAGGGGCAAAAAGAAAUGAUGAAAAUACAAAUUUCGAUGGAAACCGUCACCAUCGAAAGCAUCCGCUGCCUCCGUAUCCCCCGCCGCUCCAACUAAGCUUAAUAGUUA
This is a messenger RNA of Penicillium brasilianum, 3207 nucleotides long. Lineage: Eukaryota; Fungi; Ascomycota; Eurotiomycetes; Eurotiales; Aspergillaceae. The record is from the annotation of a GenBank genome assembly.